Messenger RNA from Orbilia oligospora ATCC 24927, 2535 nucleotides. RefSeq lists its product as uncharacterized. The coding region runs from base 1 to 2535 and encodes 844 amino acids. The transcript has 8 exons. NCBI's taxonomy places the organism in Eukaryota, Fungi, Ascomycota, Orbiliomycetes, Orbiliales, Orbiliaceae. Gene Ontology annotation, biological process: DNA-templated transcription. Gene Ontology annotation, molecular function: DNA binding; zinc ion binding. Gene Ontology annotation, cellular component: nucleus. The record is from RefSeq and is a predicted model, not a curated record.
AUGUCUCGCCCUGCGAAUGGAAAUGGGAAUGGAAACGGAAAUGUCUACGCUAUCACGAAGCUCCCAAGCCGCAAGUCGGCGAGCGAAGAGAAGGAGGCCAUGAACUGCAAAUCCUGUCGGAAACGAAAGGUUCGUUGGCUUCCAAACGUACAAUUAACAGCCCCCAGCGCUGCUCUGCAGCCCAAAGUCUGGGUGCAGCAGCCAUAUGCUGUUCCCCGCAAACGUGGCCCGAAAACCGAGCUUCUCGAGGACUUACUACGGCGCAUUGGUCAUUUAGAAAAACGGCUAGAAGAUGGAAAAGGCUCGGGUGAAGAAGAUAAAACCUCGGAUGAACUGGCUCAAGCCGAGGCGAAUGGUCAUACAGCUGCUUUAGUCACCCCGCCUUCUGCGACAGCUUCGCAUCCUACAAGAGAGGAGCCGGGGCUAAAGCACGAAGAAGAAAAUGUGAUCAUGGAUCAGGAACUCCCAGAGCUGGCUCCUACCCCUAUAAGCGUCGAUAUGGAUGCCAACUAUGUUCCCCACCUGGUGGAUGUAUAUUUUACCCGUGUGAACAAAAAACCGCAUUCCUAUAUCCAUGAGGAAACAUUCAGAGGCAGGAUACACGAUGGCAGUGUUCCACAGCACCUUCUCAAUGCAAUCUGCGCAACUAGUAUUCGUUAUACCUUGCCUCCUACAGGGAAAACACUAGCGGAAUGCGCUGAACGGUUCGCCAGUUUGGCCAGAAACCAAGUUGAUGCAGACGAACCAUCAGUCGAUAAUUUGCUAACAUUAAUACUACUCUCCGAUGUUUAUUUUGCUUUGGGACAUGGAAAGAAAUCUUUUAUGCAGUUGGGAUCAGCAAUCCGUAUGGCUCUUGCCCUAGAGCUACAUAGAGAGCUGCCGCCAAACUCGCCGGCGACUCCAGUUGAGCGUGAAGUACGACGGAGAUGCUUCUGGACUUGUUAUUUGAUGGAUCGCUUUGCAGUCUGUGGUUCGAACCGCCCUCCUUUAAUCAGCGACUGUACAAUCAAAUUACGCCUCCCAUGUUCCGAAUCGCAUUUUCGAAGCGGCAAACCAAGCGAAGAAUCACUGUUCUCAGAAGAUGGGUUUGGGCAACAGUUCGGCAGCAUGCCUCUGUCGCGAAAUACCAACGCUAUGUUAGUUGAGAUUGUUCGGAUCUUAGGAAAGACAGUUCUAUACAUCCAGCAGGGUGGUGUAAAAGGCGACUCCCAUUUCCCGUGGCACUCUUCUUCAAACCUAUCGAUGAUCAGAAACGAACUGAAAGUAUGGGCCGGUUAUUUUGAAAACAAAGCCCAAGAAAAGGCAUCAUUUCCGUCCGGUAGCGAGGCUACAGUAUUUUACUUGAGCAAGGCUGUUUAUCACUUGAUACAUUGUUUGAUGUAUCGGACCUUCCUCCCAAUCGAUAUCAAAGAAAUCAAUGGCACAGGCACCCAACAAGCAUGGCAGCAAGAAGCUACAAGCAUGUGUUUACAGCAUGCAAAGGCUCUAACAGACCUCGCUUACCAAGCAGCAAAUACACCUUCAAUAGAAUGGCCUGCUUUCAUGUCGUAUUGCUUAACAUCUGCUGCAACGGUUCAUUUGCACGGCACCCAAUACACAGGACAUUCCUUGUCCGAAGGUAGCAGGGAAAGCUUGUUAAGGGUUAUCAAGUUCCUUAUCCGAAUGCGGCGGCAGUGGGCAAUUAUCAAUCAUCAGUGCUCAACAAUACGCCGGAUAUACAUGAAUCAUAUUCGUCUGUCCAAGGGUUCACCAGCUGAUAUUAAAUACCUUGACGACUUCUUUGAUCGAUAUGAUGAUGUUACUUUCGAUACCGCCUUUAUUCCCUUUGAGUUUCUCAAUGACUUCUCAGUCGAAAACCUUUCGAGUCCUGAUGACCUUUUCGCCGACCCCACCCUAUCAGAAAUAUUCCAUUCCCCCGUCCCAUCUGUUGGAACCCCACAAAUCCCAAAUGCGUCACCUUCGAACACCACAGACGGCGGCUCUGCAUCAUCGAUAACCCAUGUCGACGAAUAUGGUCAUCAUCGCCAUAAUAAGCGCCCGAAAAUACAUCGACACUCUUCUGUCUCCGAUGGGUCAACGCCCCUAAACAGCCAACAUUCUCCCCAAGACCAGUAUCGCAUGCGAACACGCGAAAGACUACAAAAUAGUCACCCUGGCUUCCACUACCCAGGACAGCCACCACCAAUGGGCCCCCAACGAAGCGCUUCCGCCACUUCAAUUCCUGAAAACAACCCCUUCGACUUUACUUCUCCCGUUAUGCCUAACUCCGCCUAUUCCUAUGAUAUGAAUAAAUAUACUUUCUCGCCCUCUGGAAACUAUUCUUUCUUCUCUUCAACCCCCUACAACAACUUUUUUGACUUUGGAAUGGACCCCGCUGUCUUUUCCGCAGAUCCCAGUGCUGUACAAGAAAAGGAUGCGCUUCCUACCGAGCUCGAGCCCGACCCGUUGAUGACACUACUUUCAGAAAUGGCGACCCGCGAGGAUGGGAACAGUCUUGAUAUGUUCAUGGGCAACCCACCAGGGCCCGGAAAUUAA